ACGGUGUCUUGGUCGUACUCCGCACAGGGCGAGCAGAGCACCGCCAGCCCCAUCCUGCCAUUCUGUCCUGCCCUCACAGAAGAAGAUGGUGGUAACCAACGCGGUUCGCCCGGACCAAAUAUAACCCGCCGUUAACUUCGCCCGCGACGCCAAACGCAAGGAAUUGUUGCUGUUUAUAGACCAAGAGACCGCCUGCAAAAAGGGGGCCGUUCACAAUGACUAACGAGGAGCCUUUACCCAAGAAGGUUCGCCUCAGUGAAUCUGAUAUGAAGACCUUGACCAGAGAGGAGCUGUGCACUAGGUGGAAACAGCAUGAGGCAUAUGUGCAGGUCCUGGAGGCGAAAUAUGCAGAGCUGUGUUCCAAUGAUGUAACAGGCCUGAAGGAAUCGGAGGAGAAGCUCAAGCAGCAGCAGCAGGAAUCUGCACGGAGGGAGAACAUCUUGGUCAUGCGGCUUGCCACCAAGGAGCAGGAAUGCACAACGCACAUCCAGUACCUCAAGCAAGUCCAGCAGCCCAGUGCGGCCCAACUGCGCUCAUCCAUGGUGGACCCGGCCAUCAACUUGUUUUUCCUCAAAAUGAAGGGUGAACUGGAACAGACUAAAGACAAACUGGAGCAGGCCCAAAAUGAACUGAGUGCCUGGAAAUUUACACCUGAUAGCCAAACCGGGAAGAAGCUGAUGGCCAAGUGUCGCAUGCUGAUUCAGGAAAACCAAGAGCUGGGGAGGCAGCAGUCCCAGGGACGCGUCGCCCAGCUGGAGGCCGAGUUGGCCCUGCAGAAGAAGUACAGCGAGGAGCUGAAGAGCAGCCAGGAUGAGCUGAAUGACUUUAUCAUCCAGCUGGACGAGGAAGUGGAAGGGAUGCAGAGCACCAUCCUCGUCCUGCAGCAGCAACUCAAGGACACCCGCCAGCAGCUCACCCAGACUCAGGGGGCUCCAGCCGGGCCGGGACCCAGCCGGACUUCGCCCUCCGCCUCCGAGCAGGCAGCCCAACUCCCCCAGCAGGCCGACGCCCACUCUGACUCGGCAGGCAAAGAUUUGGCGAGGGUGGCCAACGGGCCCAGCAAGGGCGGUUCAUCCCAGAGAAGCAACACCACCACGCCCAGCCUCUACCGGGAGGUCAGUAGCACCGACGAAGACUUUGCCAUGUCCCCCAUGGCGUCCAGCCCCGGUGAAGCCGAGACCAAACUGUCCAACCACUCCGAGGAGGCAUCAGGGAGUCAGAGUAGUGCUGUCCGGGCUGGAGGACCCGUGGGUUUGAGCGCAGGGUAUGAGAGUGUGGACUCUCCAACAGGCAGCGAGACCUCAUUGACUCAGCACUCCAACGACACGGACUCCACCACCGACCCGCACGAGGACAAGGCUGCCCAGGUCACCAAGGGCACCAGGACUUCAGGGUCACGGCAUCCUCAGAACGGCCUGGACUCCACCACGAGCGACGGUGCUGUUUUGUAAUGUUCUCUGAAAAAUGUCUGGUCUCUUUUUCUUUUUCUUUUUUUAUACAGAACAAGACAACAAUUGCAUAGUGUGUAACGCAGCACUGCUGUCUGAGAUGUUUAGUUUUGCUGACCUUCUCCCUUUGCUUCUUGUGAAAGCUAUGUCACAUUUGUGUUGCUCAGCAGGGCACAACAUGGCAAAUGGUUAAUGUUAGACAUCCAUUGAGUGGUGUAUGAUUUCAAAACUAGUACGUUUCAUCCUGCUCUUGAUUUGAGUCGGCCGCUGACCAUCUGGUGUUGUAACUCAUUAAGUCGCUCAAUUCACAGAAUUACAGCACAUCUCACUUAGUAUUGGCCUGUCUUUAUUUUUUAUUUCAAUUUUAAAUUUCAUUAAAAAGUUCAGUUGGGAAGAUUCUGUGAGUAGUUUAUAAGCAAUGUUCACAUGCUGACUUCAGUCAUUUUCAUGUACUGACCAAAUACCAAUAAAGAUUUUUAAUACUAAA
This is a messenger RNA of Doryrhamphus excisus (bluestripe pipefish), 1935 nucleotides long. It is a transcript of the gene wtap, whose product is annotated as WT1 associated protein. Gene Ontology annotation, biological process: regulation of alternative mRNA splicing, via spliceosome; mRNA modification. Lineage: Eukaryota; Metazoa; Chordata; Actinopteri; Syngnathiformes; Syngnathidae. The record is from RefSeq and is a predicted model, not a curated record. Gene Ontology annotation, cellular component: nucleus.